Messenger RNA from Trichoderma reesei QM6a, 3489 nucleotides. RefSeq lists its product as uncharacterized. The coding region runs from base 1 to 3489 and encodes 1162 amino acids. The transcript is spliced from 4 exons. The record is from RefSeq and is a predicted model, not a curated record. NCBI's taxonomy places the organism in Eukaryota, Fungi, Ascomycota, Sordariomycetes, Hypocreales, Hypocreaceae. Gene Ontology annotation, molecular function: lipid binding.
AUGGCUGGCAGAGAAGAUGUCGAGCAUACCCGGCACUACGAAGCUCCAUACAGCGAACGACACCCGAUCCCGACCAUCAGCAAGUACAAGGAGGAGAGGGAGGAGAGACAGCAGAAUGCGUUAGAGGGUGAUGCAGAUGGCAUCGAUCAACAGCCACCUCAGAGUCAACCCGGGGACGAUCGAAGCCAGUAUGAGGAAGGCGAAGCGGAAGCUUCUCAGUCAGAAAGCGACGACCCUAUCCAUGACACCUCGGAAGUCGACCCCGAAGCACUCAAUCCACAGAAACUGAAGAAGAAGAAAUCCCAGAAAGAGAGGGCUGAGCGUGAGGUGACUGAUCCGGUAACUCAUCUGCCGAUCAAGAUUCACGACUUCACAGACAGCGCCCUCAAAGAAUUAGACGUCAACGAGGAUCCCUUUGAACAGUCAAAGAAGACCUCGGGAUUCGAAGAAAAAGACAAGUCCGAGGGUGAACUCCGCAAAGAACAAGGCCAUUCACAAGAGAAGCAUCAUGCGUUGAUGAAUCAGUUCCCGCCGCCCGAUCUCGAUUUCUUGCGCCAGGAGGUCUGUCGCGCAAGCAACCGCGGGUUUGUCAUUUCGCUGGCUGGCGCCUGCGGCAUCUUUGUGGUGAUCUGCAUGAUUCGCGAGGUAAUGCUUAUAGAUGCCCAUCAAGAUCAAGGAUGGAAGACUGCCGCUCAGAGGACCCUGCCAUGGCUUGCUCUGGUCGCUGUGGGCGCAGGCGCAUUCUGUGCCUUGAUCCUCGGCGUAAGAGACUGGACAGCGAAGAAAGUCGACGACGCCAUUCAGGACGAGAUCUGGCGCUCGCAACGUCGGCAGAUGGAGAAGCAGGCCAAAAAACACGAGAGAGAGACGACCUUGUGGCUCAAUUCCCUGCUCAGCUCUGUGUGGCCGCUCAUCAAUCCCGACCUUUUCGCCAGUCUGGCAGAUAUGCUGGAGGAUGUCAUGCAGGCUUCCUUACCCAAAAUGGUACGCAUGGUCAGCGUUGAGGAUAUCGGACAGGGCAGCGAGUCGAUGCGCAUCCUCGGAAUUCGAUGGCUGCCCACCGGAGCGGCUGCACAGGCCGUCGGCGAGGACGGGAAGGUCAUGUCCGACAAAGACCAAAAGGAACGCAGCAAUACAAGCCUUGGGGGUGAAGAUGCGGACAGUGAAAGCGACCAGUCAAUUUCGCGGGGUAUGGAGGCGGAGGAAGGUGACUUCAUCAACCUGGAGGUUGCUUUUGCCUACAGGACGCGAUCGACCAGCAAGUCCUUCAAGGAGCGAAGCAAAGACAUGCACCUAUACCUGGCCUUUUAUCUUCCCGGAAACAUCAAGGUUCCCGUCUGGGUCGAUUUGCAGGGCGCAGUUGGUACCGUGAGGUUGCGUCUUCAGUUGACCCCCGACCCUCCCUUUUUCGAUCUGUGCACCCUGACACUCCUCGGCCAGCCAAAAGUCGACUUGAGCUGUGUCCCUCUGAGCAAGCAUGGACUGAACAUCAUGGAUGUGCCGUUCAUUAGCAACUUCGUGCAGUCAGCCGUCGAUGCGGCAAUGGCGCAGUAUGUCGCACCCAAGAGCCUGACGCUGAAUCUCAAGGAAUUGCUCGCCGGCGAUGACUUCAAGAAGGACACAUACGCAAAGGGUGUCAUCAUGGUCCAUAUCAAGCGUGGGUACGAUUUCAAGAUGGGAGAUUCAGGCAUGCUCCUUCUCAAAGAUUCCGGAUCAGACCCUUACGUGUCUGUCGGAUGGGCGAAAUUCGGCAAGGUGCUUUGGAGCACUCGCAUCCUGAAGGCCGAGAUGGAGCCAUAUUGGGACGAGACGUGCUUCAUGUUGGUGACGCCCGAGGAGCUCAACAUUGACGAAAAACUGCGUAUCCAGCUUUGGGACUCUGACCGCUUCACGGCGGAUGACGACCUCGGGCGGAUUGAGGUGGAUCUCAAAGAGUUGAUGCAGAGGGAAGAGUCCAACGGGCGCAUGUGGCCGCGUACAGAUGGCUUCCGAGCUCUCAAAUCUGGCGAAGACAUGCCCGGCAAGCUCGAAUGGAGCGUUGGCUAUUUCUCCAAAGCAAGGAUCCAGCAAUGUCAAUUCGAGAAGCAGACUCAUGACCCGGGGAUUAGAUCAAUGGAGCAGCUCGAAGAAAAGGUCGGCAAGAGCUGCGACCGGAAGCUUCGAGAAGCCAUGCUGAAGGAAAAGUCGGCCGAUCACGACAAUGGAGAGCUUGAGCAGCUGAAGAUGCAGGAGAUGAAGUCCGAACAAGACGCCAUGAUCAUUUCGGCACCGCCACCAGACGGAUUCCCCAGCGGUAUCUUUAGCUUACAGAUUCACAACAUCACCGGGCUCGAAGUUCAGCAGUUGAGUAAGAACCAAAACGACAAGGAUGGAGAUGCGAGCGACGAGGAGACUGGAGAGGGCCUGCCGAGCGCCUACUGCACCGUAAUUAUCAAUCAUAAGAAGACGUACAGAACGCGAACCAAACCUCAGAACACAAAGCCCUUCUUCAAUGCAAACUGCGAGCGCUUCAUCCGAGACUGGAAGUCCUGCGAAGUCUACGUCGCCGUGAGGGAUGCCAGGCUGCACGAGGAUGACCCGUUGCUGGGCAUCGUCCACCUGCCCCUGCGCGAAGUGUUCAAGAAUCGUUCGCAGCGGAAUGGAUUCUGGCCCAUCUCUGGAGGCAUCGGUUAUGGAAAGAUUCGACUGUCCAUGGUUUGGCGCAGCGUCCAGCUUCAGGCCCCCACCAGCCUCCUUGGCUGGCAGUACGGCACGGUCAACGUGCAGCCCGUCGUGACGAGUCCAGACUGCCCAGAAGAUUUGCGACAUGCCAAACUCAAGCUGAAGACUGACAUUAGUUCCGCCAAAAUGUAUUCUCGCGGAUCCGGCGAGGCGACAUGGGCUUCGAGCAGAGAGCGGUCUCUCAAUCUUGCCGUGCAGACGAGAUAUGCCAGCUGCUUGUCCAUUGCUUUCAAAGAUAAGAAGGUCUUGGGCAAGGAGGUGGUUGCUUUUAGCGUCUUCUGGCUGAAAGACAUUCCGGACGGAGAAGAAACGACACUGGAGCUGCCAAUCUGGAAGGGCGACUACAACAGAGCUACAUCGUGCUGUUUGGACGAAUGUGGUGAAAGGAUUGGGACGUUGAAACUCAAAGUCACGUUUUGGCCAGGAAUGGGCGCCGCGCAUUCCCAAUGGGCCAACAGUAGUGAGCAACUCCGGGAGGUUGUUGAAGUCAUCGAUGCUGCCAGAGACGCUCUUGGAGACGAAGAGAUGGAAAAGGCCGCAGGAAUCGUAGACGAGGAAAUCUCGAGCGACAGCGAUAGCUCAGAUGAGCACGAGUAUGUCCCAGAUGGCAGCCCCGAGCACAAGCAGGGUCCCAUCGACCAAGUACGAGACUAUAAACGGAGAGACAAAGCCCUGCACAGACAGCACCGGGGGCUUAUGCAGUGGAAGAGCGACCAACAUUCCGGAGAUCGUUGUGACCCCCGAGCCAAGCAGAGUGGUUCAGGUUGA